AUGCGUCAACCCUCUUGGGACGCGGACACACGGCUUCCAACACGUUCAUUGAGCGGCAGAAGCAGAGACCAAAGCCGCAAGCCCAUCCUGGUGCUUCCCACCCCAGCUCCAGCCCUUAGAGAAGCCGGAACAAAGAAAGGAACAAGCAGGAAGGCCAAGCAACAUACACCCUUGGCAGGAGAGACAGCACCGGUUGUGGAAGCUUCAGGGUCUCUCAGUGUGGACAAGCACCUCACUGUCCAGGAGACCGGGGCAACAGGCCGUGAUCCGGGAAAGACAACGAGUUCAUCCACCACAAAUACCUAUCGGGCGUGUCGCAGCCUGCAGGACAGGCUGUCGCAAAAGUCGGCCACUCCUUCCGGGUUGACUGGCAAAGAUAUUUGA
This is a messenger RNA of Podospora bellae-mahoneyi, 384 nucleotides long. RefSeq lists its product as uncharacterized. The record is from RefSeq and is a predicted model, not a curated record. Bases 1 to 384 code for a protein of 127 amino acids. The transcript is spliced from 4 exons. NCBI's taxonomy places the organism in Eukaryota, Fungi, Ascomycota, Sordariomycetes, Sordariales, Podosporaceae.